Messenger RNA from Diutina rugosa, 1356 nucleotides. Its product is annotated as pepsin-like aspartic protease. The record is from RefSeq and is a predicted model, not a curated record. Bases 1 to 1356 code for a protein of 451 amino acids. Gene Ontology annotation, molecular function: aspartic-type endopeptidase activity. The transcript has a single exon. Gene Ontology annotation, biological process: proteolysis. Lineage: Eukaryota; Fungi; Ascomycota; Pichiomycetes; Serinales; Debaryomycetaceae.
AUGAAGGCGUGGGUGCUGGUGGUUUUGUGGUUCGGCAUGGUUGCCGGGCUUUUCUACCCUGUGGCUGACUUCCGGUCGCUCAAAGCAUCGCCUGAAAUCACCUUGAAGAUGUCUCGAAAGCUGGUGGUUAAACCGAAUGGCAGUGCCAAUCGAGCACCUCAGGUUCAACUGAAACAAGUGGAGGUGCCGUGGACUCAAUUUGUCCAACCACUUUACACUGACGAUUCCAAUGCCAUCUAUUAUGCCAAUAUCACAGUGAUCGAUCCGGAGGCUAAUUAUCACGACCAAUUCCUGGUGUUGGUGGAUACCGGUAGUCCCCUCACGUGGUUAUACAACCAGCUGGCACUGGUUGGUUCGGUGCCGCGAUUCAACUCCCCUCGCUCCCUCGAAUCGACUACCACCAAGUGGUACGAGUAUGCUAAGGAAACCGUCAAAUUUGCCAUGAUUGACGGCGGCGAAGGCGUUCAUUUCCGUAUUAACGAUCUCCAGUUCACUAAUCUUACUUGGGGGCUUACCAGCGACUCGCCGAAGAUGCUUGCUCCCUAUGACAUUCUGGGUCUUCUAGGGAUUCUGCCUCGAGCCGGCCCUCAAAACGUGUUAAGCGAAAUGGCUAAUAAGCUGUUAAUACCAUCAGCUCAAUUUUCGCUUUACUUGCUGUCUCAACCUCGCCCUGAACUGGCUGGGCUCAUACUAUGGGGCGAAGAUGACUCGCGUCCUCUUUUCACAAACAAUACGGUAAUUUGGGAGCCGGUGGUAUCUGAUCUGGACUACUGGCUUGUCAACAUGACUCGCAGCCAGCAGGUGAUUAUUGACACUGGCACUACAGGGGUGGUGCUUCCUCUCGCCAACGCUACUGAGCUUCACAAUCGCCAAUUUGGCACUAAAAACGUCAUUGCUGAUGGUGACGGCAACUUUGCCUUCCCCUGUAAUGCCCUGGGAUCAAUUCCAGUGGCCUUUGCCAACCUGACACUCGAGAUUAUCGUGGAUAAUGUAAAGGGCAACGAGUACGCGGAGUACCCUGGCUACUGUGCGCUGAAGAUCCAAGGAAUCGGCAGCCAGUGGAUAUUUGGGGCCGCGUUUCUUAAAGGUUACUAUACAACAUUUGACAUCGACCGCCAACGCAUUGGCUUCGCUAAAUUGCCCACCAACACUACGUUCAAGUUGAGCGGGACUUCGCCUGAGCCAGUGUCGUCGUCUCUGGCUCUGGCAGUCACGGCAACAUCGCUGUUGGCGGUAGCAUCACUGCUGAUGGCAGCAUCCCCGCAACCGCUGCGGGAACUGGAGGGUGGAUCGUCGCGGCUCGUCCCCGCUGGCUUCGGGGUGGUUAUCGCGGCCGUGGCCGUAGCCCUCGCAUAA